Molecule: messenger RNA, 1614 nt
Organism: Candidozyma duobushaemuli
Lineage: Eukaryota; Fungi; Ascomycota; Pichiomycetes; Serinales; Metschnikowiaceae
Gene: SWC4
Product: Swc4p
Exons: 2
Coding region: 1-1614 (537 amino acids)
Biological process (GO): DNA repair; chromatin remodeling; negative regulation of transcription by RNA polymerase II
Cellular component (GO): Swr1 complex; NuA4 histone acetyltransferase complex
Molecular function (GO): transcription corepressor activity
Source: RefSeq, a predicted model, not a curated record
AUGUCUGCCAACGAUAUCUUGGAUGUGCUUAACAUUCAGCGUGAUGAGGCGACUCAGCCUAAAAAGAAACAAAAGACUGAGUCCCAGCCACAACCUCAAAAAGGUGGUAUGGCCAGAGAGCUAUAUAACCUUUUAGGUCCAAACACACCUCCAGUGAAUAUGGCCAUGGGUCCUGGAUCUAAGAUUAAAGACAGGAAGCUUAUGAAGGUUUCUCCAUGGACCAAGAUGCCUUUUAAAGGUAGCAAAGAGCUUCUUGAACAAGGACGUGAGAACAAGCCAUACUUCUUUGACAAGUUUAUUGUCAGCAUAGAUAUCCCCGAGCUUGUGGACGAGGAGAAGUACAACAAGUUCAUGGAAGAGGUGAAGGCCAAGAACGAGCAGAAGAAGAAGGAGAGAGAGGAAAGAGAAGCAAAGCAUAAAGAGGAGGUCAAGAAAGCCGAGGAGGCAAAGAAGGCGAAGGAGGAAGCUAAUAUCAAGAAGGAGGACGAGGAUAAAAGUGAAAAGAGCGAUCUGAAUGGGCCAGCAUCCAAAGACAAGAAGGACAAGGAGGAGUCCAAGGAAGAGUCCAAGGAAGAGUCCAAGGAGGUUUCCGUGGAGACCCAAGAAGAGCCGGAAAGAGAGUGGACAUACGAGGAAACGAAGCUUUUAUUUGAGCUCUGCAAGACUUUCGAACUCAAGUGGCCCGUGGUUUACGACCGUUUCCCCGCCAGAGACAGAAAGUUGGAGGAUUUGAAGGAACAGUUCUACAGAAUCAGCUCGCUAACGCUCAAAGACAGCGGAACUGGAAAUCCGCAUCUUUUGGAGUCGUUGGAUGCUUUUUCGAAGCUGGCAGAGCUCGAUAGAAAACAGUACCUUGAGAACCUCCUCAAGAGAACCCCAGCUGAGAUUGCAGAGGAAGAGUCGUUGGUCAUUGAAGCUCGUCGUUUCGAGCUUGCAGCCAAAAAGAUGCUUAUGGAACGUUCAAACUUGCUCACAUUGCUCGAUCUGCCCCAAGCAUCUCAGCUGGUGCUGCAAUACCAGUCCUCUCAGGGCCUCACAAACUUGUACAAUAACUUGAUGAUCAUGGACAAGCACCAAAAGAAGAAACAGUUGCAACAGCGUGCGGCUUCCACAAAUGAUCCUGUUCCUCCUGCAAUCCCCAUGGCUGCAUCCUCGUCUUUCAAGAAAGAUAAGGCCUUCCAAACCCAUCUACAACAGUACUUGUCCGGAGUGCUCAAACAGCAACAGAGCUCAGGACAGCACGUUAAGGGUGAGCCCAAUGCCAUUCAACUGCUUCUUGCGAAAAGACUUACGCCCAAAGAGGAGGAAGCUUAUGGAUUGCACUACCACGCUAACGAACGUCUCACUCCUGGUGUAAUGUUACGCUCUAGUCACAGGUUGCCUGGUUUGCAGCAAAGACAGAGUGUGUUCAAGUCCAUCAACCUGUUACUCCAGGAGCUUGAUAUUCCUACUGUUGGUGGCACCACUUGGAAACCUGUCAUGCCAACGAGAAAGACCAUGGCCAAGUACGACGAACUCAUUAGAGCCAGUGUGGCUUUGCUUGAGGUCAAGAAGGGUAAAGAUAAGAUGGAGGCUGAGAUUGAGCUCAUCAAGAGUCAGCAAGGCCUUCAGUGA